CCAUAGGUGCUGUCAGAGCAGUGGAUUCCCUGUCCAAUGAGGUGGAAUGCUCCGCGGGCACAUGGUUUACGCUGCUCAAAAUAACUUGGGACCUGUGAACUGACAAAUGCUAUUGCUCCAGUGGUGACAGGUUGUCCAGCUUCUUACAGCCAUCCUCAUAAUAACGAAGGUUAACUUCCUUCACUGUAUGGACUCCUAGCUGUUUCUCUUCCUGAGGACUCGAAGAAUUCCCUCACUUCCUUAACUUUAAUCUCACAUUUCUGGAUAGCUGUCAUCGCUACUGACUGCCAGGUUUGGGCAGCAACAUCUGGAGGAAUUUAAAAAGGCUAAACCAGCUGGACGGUGCAGAGAAAAGUGCUGGCUGGGGCUCUGCCUCUUCCUUGCUGCAGUAGAUACAGACUGGCACACGGGUGGGGAGGAGGUCUGAAGAAAACUUGCCCUAUGUGACAGCUAAUCCUAGGUCUGCAGUUCAUUCACCUGCCAGCAUGCAAGACGACAGUUUAGAAUCCUCAACUUCAAUAUCUCAACUUCUGAGAGAAAGCUAUUUAGCUGAAACUAAACCUCAAGGGAAGAGUGAAAGAAACAGAUCAGAAACAGCAUCUCAUAAUUUUCAUUACGGCAACGCUUCUGGUGAUUCAGAUGAGGUGGCUGCUCAAGAUGACCUUCCAGAUCUCUCUGACUUUUUGAGCCAAGAAGAACUAGAUGAAAGUGUAAACUUGGCAAGACAAGCUAUUGAUCAGAAUCCACUGGAAAUUAAACAGGAUGAGCUUCAGGCACAUUUACAGCAUCCCCCAGAUCAGCUGAAAAACACAGGAAAACACAAACAGAUGGCCCAGUCUACGGCUUUGAAAACAUCAGACAAUGGCCUGCACUCAAACUUUUGUCAGGACCAUGUCAGAGAUACAAAGGGUUCAAAAGGGAGUUCUCAAGAUCUAAAAAAACAUCUCCCAUCUGAAUCGGAGUCAAAAAAGGAAUUCCUCAAUAAGGCAGCAGAUUUUAUUGAAGAGCUCUCAUCGCUUUUCAAAGCUCACAACUUUGAAAGAAUAAGACCCCGAACAUGCAAAAACUACAGAAGCAAAAUGGAUUCUAAGAACAAGUCUGCUCAAAAGGGUAGCUUUUGCCUACCUAGCACAACAGAAAACAGAGAAAGGCUUUCCAUUCCAAUACCUCAAGACUUGGAAAACAAAGCAGAGAAAACAUUUGAACAAACAGAUGACCAACAGGCUGCAAGCUUGGAAUCUAUCAAUCAGUUAACAAGCACAGAGCUAAAAACAGAGUCGGAAUCUGCAUCUGUAUCCUCUGAUGAGGCUGUUGGGCAACCACCUUGCUUUACUCAAAAACUGAAGAGCAGGGAAGUUCCUGAAGGAACCAAAGUGCAAUUGGACUGCAUUGUGGUAGGAAUCCCAGCACCUGAAGUCAGGUGGUACUGUGAAGGGAAGGAACUUGAAAACUCACCAGACAUUCAAAUUAUCCAGACAGGUGAUCAACACUCACUGAUCAUUGUUGAAGCCUUUGAGGAGGAUACAGGACGUUACUCGUGCUUUGCUUCAAACAUCUAUGGAACAGACUCCACUUCUGCAGAGAUUUACAUAGAAGGUGCCUCUUCUUCUGAUUCUGAUGGUGAAAUCGUCAAAGACGAAAUGGAUCACAAACCAAAGCCAGCCGACACCUCCUUGAAUGCAGCAUCUCCUGCUGUUAGAACUGCAACCAAACAUCAAGAAAACUCCAAGGCACCACCUGCCAUGGUUCAGCCUGUGUCCAUGGCUGUCCAGCCUGUGUCAACACCAGUUAAUCAGUUACAGGCUCAAAGCCCCACUAACUAUCUGCAAGGACUGGAUGGAAGACCUAUAAUUGCUGCUCCUGUAUUUACAAAGAUGUUACAGGAUAUUUCAGCUUCUGAGGGGCAGCUUGUUGUCUUUGAAUGUCGGGUAAAAGGAGCUCCUUCCCCAAAGGUUGAAUGGUAUAGAGAAGGAACACUGAUAGAAGAUUCUCCAGAUUUUAGGAUAUUACAGAAAAAACCAAGAUCUAUGGCUGAGCCAGAGGAAAUCUGUACUCUUGUUAUUGCUGAAGUGUUCUCAGAAGAUUCUGGCAGUUUCACCUGUACUGCAAGCAAUAAAUAUGGCACAGUAUCUAGUAUAGCUCGUCUAACUGUCAAAGCAUCUGAAGACAGUAGUAAUGCUGCUACCCUUCAUACCAUGAGUUCAAUCAAUGUAACUGCUGCUGAACAUCAGCCUCCUUCCCAUCAUAUUGUAAAUCAAAACCCUAAGCCUAAACUUGAAGGUGUUCUUGUGAACCAUAAUGAGCCCAGAUCAAGUUCCAAGACUGGUCUCCGUGUGCACUUCAAGCUGCCUGAAGAAGAUAAAGGCAGUGAAUCACCAUUAGAGUAUGGACCGGGCACUACAAAUCAAAGCAGACCCAACUAUUUCCCAGAGAAAAUAAAUGGACAGCCAAUGAAAAUACCAGAGCCAACAUCACCAUCCAAGGAACCUCCUCCAGUACUGGCUAAACCAAAGCUUGAUCAGACCCAGUUAAAACAGCUCCAGAACCAGGUCUUGCUUGAACAGCAGCUGCAUCAUACAGCUACAGGAGAGCUGUCAUUCAACAUGGCUUUAUUGAAUUCUGCUACUUCAUUCCAUCAACAGUCCACCUCAACAAUGUACAAACAAAGCCAAGUCUCUGCCUCACAAGCAUCCAGCUUUAGCCGGCAGAAGCAAUUCCCACCCUCACAAACCACACUGCCUACUAGCUCCUCUUCUAGCUCCUCAGUUGCAACAUUUAGCAACAUUUCUCAAGGAACCCAAAGAAGAAAUCACAUGGAAAAUUUCACAGGAAAUCCUCCACUUGCCCAGUCAAGGUCUUCAGCAGAGUUUACAAGUAAAAAUGAACAGUCCCUGCCAAGCCCUAAAGAAUCUGUGGUGCCUCCACUAACACUUCCUACAUCUACUGCAAAACAGUUUCAGCCUCAGAGUGUGAUUCCUGCUCCUCUCUCCCCAACUGGCCGGAUUCAGAAUCCUGUAGCAUUCCUUAGUGCUGUUCUUCCUUCACUUCCUACCGUGCCAGCAACCAAUGCUAUGGGACUGCCCAGAAGUACCCCAACAACCCCAACCCAAGGAUUAACAAAGAAAAAUCUGAAGCCUGUGCUAUUGGCAACAGAUGAUUCCAUUCGUGAAAAUAAAGCUGCACUUGUAAAGGACCUGGAAAGAAAACUGCGUUUCAGAGAGGAUGCUAGUCAACAAAAUAGUCAGCAGGAAUACAGAAUUUCAAGCUUUGAGCAGAGGCUGAUGAAUGAAAUUGAAUUUCGCCUUGAACGUACCCCAGUGGAUGAGUCAGACGAUGAAAUCCAACACGAGGAAAUCCCUACAGGCAAAUACAUAGCACCAAUCUUUGAUAAGAGACUGAAGCAUUUUCGGGUAAUGGAAGGAUCUCCUAUUACAUUCACUUGCAAAAUAGUUGGAAUACCUGUUCCCAAGGUAUACUGGUUCAAGGAUGGCAAGCAGAUUUCAAAGAAAAACACACAUUUCAAAAUGAACAGAGAAGAAGAUGGAACAUGUUCUUUACAUAUUGAAGCUUCUACUAAUGAUGAUGAUGGCAACUAUACAAUUAUGGCUGCAAACCCUCAAGGGAGAAUCAGUUGUUCAGGCCACCUGAUGGUUCAGAGUAUCCCUGUUCGAGGCCGAAUAUCAACAAAUCAGCCUCACAGAACACGACCCCGAGUGCCAGAAGGGGACAACGAGGCCGUUCAAGAACGCUUUUUCAGGCCCUACUUUCUACAGGCUCCAGGUGACAUGGUAGCGCAUGAAGGGCAACUUUGUAGGUUGGAUUGUAAGGUGAGUGGGUUACCAACCCCAGACCUGACGUGGCUUCUGAAUGGCAAACCUGUGCUACCAGAUGGCACCCACAAGAUGCUGGUUAGAGAGACUGGAGUUCACUCUCUGCUUAUUGAUCCUAUCUCACAAAAUGAUGCUGGAACUUAUACUUGCCUUGCCACUAAUAAAACAGGACAAAAUUCAUUUACCCUGGAGCUCACUGUUGUAGCAAAGGAAGUAAAAAGAGCUCCUAUGUUUUUGGAGAAGCUUCAGAACUGUGGUGUUCCUGAAGGGUACCCUGUCAGAUUAGAGUGCAGAGUUGUGGGAAUGCCACCCCCUGUAUUUUACUGGAAGAAGGAUAAUGAGACCAUCCCAUCAAACAGAGACAGGAUGAGCAUGCAUCAAGAUACAACAGGGUAUGUCUGCCUCCUGAUUCAACCUGCCAAGAAAGCAGAUGCUGGCUGGUACACCUUGUCUGCAAAAAACGAAGCUGGCAUUGUGUCUUGUACUGCUAGACUUGACAUAUACGCUCAGUGGCACCGUCAGAUUCCACAGCCAAUAAAGCUUCGACCCGGUGGCAGCCGCUAUGCAAACCUCACUGGUCAAGGACUCGAUAUUUUCUCCACCUUCCCAACUGCUGAAAGUCCUAGGUUGUUUUCAUCCCCAACCCAAAAGGUGGUGGAGAGUGAAGAACUUUGAAAUACAAACAAACAGUUGUUCCAGUCAUAUCCGCAGAGAUACUAGAACUGUGGUGGAAAAAAAAGAAAAAACGGGAAAAAAGAAAGAAAAAAAAAGAAAAAGAAAAAAAAAACCUAAAAAGUACAAGUCAAGACAUUCAAGAUUUACAAGCAACUUGUUUGUAAUUAAGUGUACUGCUGCUGCAAAUGUUGCAAGUAUUAAUUUACUGCAGGAUGAUCGUGGUAUGGAGGUGUUGUGCAAUAAAUUCAGUACUGUGCAGUUUGCUAAGUAUUACAUAGUAAACAUAGUUUCCAGCACUUAAAAGCCAAUACCACUUUUACUUCUUGAAUUAACAUGAUAUUGAUAUGUGCUUGAAUUAAAGCUACUGUACUGCAGCAAACUAUGUUAAGGAUUGAAGAUGUUUAGCUGGAAUACUGCCAGCAAAAACAUUAUCAAUACAGUAACAAUAAUCCUAAAUGAGGGUAAACAACAUGACUUUGAAUGUAAUUCUAAAGAAAAAAAUCUAUGCCAGAUAACGACAAAGCACAAGUUAAAAGGAAAAGAUUUAACUCAUUUUUAUAUGUGAUUGUGCCAGAUCUUAGAAUUUUUGAACUCAAGACUAGAUAAAUGUAGCAUUUCAUGUAGGUUCAGCUGUAUACCCUCUAUAUUUAUUUUAUUUUGUGUGUGUACUCCAUGAACUGUGAACUCAUGGUGUAAGGAUUCACUGAGUAAGGUACAGGGCACAUGCACAGGACAUUAACAUAGGAAAGCAAAAUUCCUGUUGUCUGAAGCAUGUUUUCUAGAGCCCAAAGCUGAAACUAUUUUCCAGAUGUGCUUCAUAUUUUUUUCUUUACAAUGAUAGGAAUUAUCUGUUUUGAAACACAUAUAUCAAGCUUGUAACUUCACUGUUUUUAAAUAUCAGUCUCUUCUUCCUAAUUUUUUAACAUAAGUAAAAGAAAAGUGUAACUACCAUCUAGCUCAUUUUUUAACUAACUGUAAAGGAAUUAAAAUUUUUCACCACCAAUUAGGAAAUAAUCACAAUGAUGAUGUCUACUACAAAGACAGAGCAAAUUCUGUUAAUACACCAAAGUUAUGCAGUUAAGCAGCACUUAGGCCCAAAGGAAAACCGACUGUAACUCAUAGUAAUAAAUAAGGCAAUUUAAUGAAAAGGCAACAGAAGGUGUUGUGACAACACUUAAUGACUGAUUUAAAUAUAUUUAGCAUCUAUACAGUUGUGACAAUACCUUCCAGCACCUAGAAUCUGUGAAUAUCUAAGAUGAUUUCCUGCUGUUUUAAAUUAUUGCUAUCUCUCUUCUUUGGACAUUGUUUUCAAGCAGCUCUUACUGCUUUCAACAUGGUGAACACAAAAAAGAAAAAAAUAAGAGAUACUUUCAUUUUGAGCUUUAUUUAGAUUUUUUUGUGAAGAUAAAAGUAUAACUUUUAAAAAUUCCAUAUGCAAAGAAAACUGAGGAGUUAUCUUAAGAGCAAAAGGGCACUGGAUGCAGUCAGAGACUGAGAAAGAGGUUUUCAUUGGGUUUCCAGUGAAAUUCCUAAGACAAAUACAAUUAUGCUGGCCCUGUUCCAUUUCCCACCUAUGUGAAGACCAUAAAACAAAACAACCAUUAUAACAUUCACCCUUUUGUUAGAAAUCUCAGGUGAUUCACCCCAGAAAGAACAGACCAGGAAGCCAAAAUACAUUCUUACCCUGAAAGACAAAAGACAGUGCAGGUAUUUCAGUGGAAAACCAGAAGUACCACUUGUUGCCCAUGUUGUACCUCCUCCCUGGCAAACAAAAUAAAACUAACAGUUAUCAAAAGUGACAUUGACUCAGGUGACUUCAGUUACAGAGUGCCCAACUUCAGACACAUUGGUGGUCUGAUAUUCCAGGAUACAGAAUCUACUGCUCCACUUAGCUUCAUUUAUUUUUAGGAUGGCUUAGAGAUUCCAAAACUAAGUCUACAUUGAGUCAGAGUUGGCAACCCAAAAUUUAAAGUUUCCCAUAUUUAGUAACUAGUCCUGGGAAAAUAAGCCAAAGAAAGUGACUGGAUUUUGCUUAUUUAAUUCAGUGAUGUUGAGAAGUGGGAAAAGAGGAAAUUAAGACACAAAAAAUCAAAUUCUACUCCCAUCUACAGUCCUGGUCUUCCCAUUAUUUCAUGCCAGAACUGAAGGGCAGAUUUUGAUCCAAAGUAUUCCAAGUUGUGCAUCAGCCAGCAGGUUUUAUAUCCAGGACAGAUUUAGCCAAGCAAUUGUCUGCUCAGCACUCCCCUGUGCCUCCCUUGCCUGGCUUUGAGUGAGAAGCUGGACCAGAAAACCUCCUGAGGCUCCCUCACAACCUAUAGCACUCUAUAGUUCCUAAAGUAUUUUACUUUUCACUACCUGCCUGAGUGACCUAUGUGGAUUAAGUUACAGACUGGACUGAGUAGAAAUUAAGAAUUCAAGCAAAAACAAACCUAUCCUUUUUCACUGGGGUAUAUGCUACAGGAAAUUCUAACUACAAGAGUGAUCAUUUUUAUCAGUGUAAUUCAUGUAGUUUAGAGGAAAAGAAUACCAGAGUGCUUACUAUUAGCAAAUAUCUGCUUACUAGUGCUGUCAUUAAUAUUAAUAAUAAUAGUAGUUCUCACAUUUUACAUCAGACAACACACUUAAAAACUCAGUCCAAAUUAAAAUACAAAGUGCACAGAGAAAAUAUGCAAACCAUCUGUCUACUGCCUUUACUCCACGAUUUCAGUGAAAUGUCUCCAAACUAACAUCACUAUAACCUAAAUGUACAAGCUGGGGAUUAAGCAGUAGAGUGUUUUUUAAGAUGUACAUUCAGUUCUUUGGAAGUUGGAGGAUGAGAAGCUACUGCUGAAAGCCUUUUCCCAGAAAUCUGUGUAAGAAGGAUGAAUCCUUAGUCAUUCAAGAAAGGGCCCCAAAAGUCUCACUGAGAGGUAGGCUACAGAGAGUAGAUCACCAAAAUCUGUCAGCUGAGCUGUAACUUUCCCUCCUGGACAGUACAUACCAACAAAAGUGUCAAAACUUUACCUAUCACAUCUCCUUCCAUAAUGCAAAAGUGAGUAAUUUCAAUUACUUUGCACAAAAUCAGAAUCUGAUCCUAAAUGGUCUGUAGUCAUUGAAUUUUGCUCAUUAACUGCUACAGGACAUUUCUCUGCAUAUACUGAUCCCAUAAAAUGAGCAUGUAAAGGAAACUUAGAUGAAUGGAUGUAGAUGAUGUUAAUUAGUAAUAUUGGUAUGUGCUCAUAACAAAGAAGACCUGCUGGAAAAAGACACAGAAUUCUGUUUGUGUUGUUAACAGAGGGAAAAGCCAAGGGGAAAAGCAAUUAAUGUAAGCAGGAAAAACAAUUAAUGUAACACUAAGUUAUCACAACACAUGUGAUGCUCUUUGAGCUCACGUCCUAUGAAGGAUAACUCUACAUAAUCACACUGUGUCAAGAUGCAUUAGAGACUAUGCAACUGUGCUCACUUCCUGAACAGCUUGGCUGCUCUUUGUUUUUGUUUAAUUGAAUAACUAAUUUGACUUCACACUAACAUGGUUUCUCAUUCUCUUAUUCAGGACAGUCUACUGCAACAACAUAAAUCAAUAUUAGAAUACUGACACUGAAGUCAGUGUUGGCUAUUCUCUUCCAAAAGUCCAUUAAUUUGCCAUAAUUUGGAGCAUGACAUUUUAUCAGCGAGAUACAGAAAUGCUCAGUUUUGUAAUUUCUCAGUGUUUUAUAAUUCUGAAUCUUAUAAGUCAAUGUAGUUUCCUGUUUCCUUCUAGUCCUGGUUUUGUAUACAAUCAAAGAGAGGCACAGCAUAUUUCAAGGAGCAGAAAUUUCAACUUCGGUAUUGCAAUUCUAGAAAGCAAUAAUAUUAUCUUUGUUUUAAAAUUUGAAUCUGGUUUGGUCAAACACAGUCCUCAGCAGCAUCACAUAGCAGUUUGUAUUUAUAUUGUUGGAUGUCUUGCCUUAAAAGACCUGGACUGUGUUCCUCUGCUUCCAGAUGAAAGGUGAAGCAUCCUUCUGAAUGCCUCAUAUAUUCUAAUGUGAGGAGAGCCCACAUUCAAACAGGAAAAAUUCCAAGUCUGUGGUGUUUAUCUUAAUAUGUAAACAAUUGCCUAUUGAACCUUUUACUGUUAUCACAGAUACUUCAAAGCAACGACUCUGGAAUAAGAAUUCCUUUAAGAACUGUGUUCUUAAUGCUACCAGGUUUUAAAGCAUUACUUUCUGGAAAAUGCCUUCAUACAAAGAGAUUAGCAUGACCUAAUGAAAUAUUUUAACUGUUGAAUACUGAAGAAGUGAUUAAUUGUUAAUUGCCUUACUAUUUCCAAUACAAAGAUGUUCUCUUUGAGCCUUAAAAUUCUAUUUUACAAUUUUUUCUUGGUUGAAGUUGGUAUCUUUUAUUUUUGAUCCAAAGUCAUUCUCACUGGGAAGGAAAAUGUUAAUGUCAAAUUUAAAGUAUAUUUUAUGUGUGCGUGAAAGGAAAAAAACAGUAACCUGUCUGUUCAAUAAUGGAUUUUCCUUCAUCUCACCUAAACUUAAAUAAAUGCUUCGAAGUUGCAUACAAGAGUGUGGCCAAGUAAUUGUGAAAGUGUGCAACAAGACCAGAAGUUUCCUCAGACAUUAAUGGAUUAAGAACUUCCAUUAUUUAGAAGAAAAUAAUAAAAUAUUGUGACAUUAUGCACUAGUAAUGCUUCUGGCAGGCAGUUGUGAAAUAGUUGUUAAUAUUAAGAACUGAUUAAAAAGGCAAUUUGUUUUGGUUUUAA
This is a messenger RNA of Calypte anna (Anna's hummingbird), 9228 nucleotides long. It is a transcript of the gene MYPN, whose product is annotated as myopalladin. Lineage: Eukaryota; Metazoa; Chordata; Aves; Apodiformes; Trochilidae. The transcript is spliced from 21 exons. The record is from RefSeq and is a predicted model, not a curated record. Bases 486 to 4505 code for a protein of 1339 amino acids.